AAACUCAACACUAAACAAGAACAAAUCACUUCUCCUUCUGUCAGUCUUCUACACGUGAACUAGGGUUUGACGGCACCUCUCUUUCAUGCCGUGCGCCGCUCCUCCACUUCUUCCCCCAUCUGAGCCGGUGCUUGCUACAUGUUUUUCGAGCCAACUUGCUUAACGCACUCCGGAACUUCUUUGCUCGCUUCGUCCCGUUGCCCUCGCCAAAACAGCCCCCCAAUGGACGAAAUAUUCGACACCGCGGAGAAAAGGAUUCUUGUUGAAAUGGUGAGGUUGGCCCAAAAACAUGGAAUGAAGGGUAUUAAAGGAGACUGGAAGGAAUUUUUGGAUUUUCAUGACAAAAAGCUCGGGGCUAGCUUGAGUGAUCCGACAAGGAGGUCCAUUGAUCUGUUGUCUGCUUUUCUGAAGACUUUCACUAAAGAGGAUGAUUUGAAGUUUUUUGCUAAAAUAAUGCAAUGCCAUUUAAAGCGCAACCUUGUGGAUCAAUUUACAAAGACAUCUGCAGAUGAUGAAAUCCCCGAGCAGAGACUUGUUCGAUUAACUCUUGAACACCCACAAUACCCAUCGGAUUAUUCGUUCCCAUCAAUUGAUGAGGAAUGGGUGGUUAUAAAGCUCAGUAAAAAAUCCAAGGUGAUGAGAUCAAAUGCAAUGCUUGCUGUUGAUUGCGAGAUGGUACUCUGUGAAGAUGGUUCUGAAGCAUUGGUGAGAAUAUGUGUUGUGGAUCGUAAAUUACAGGUGAAACUUGAUGAACAUGUAAACCCAGGCAAAGCAGUUGCAGAUUAUAGAACUGAUAUUACAGGCAUUAGUGCAACCGAUUUGAAAGGAGUUACUUGUUCAUUGGCAGAUGUACAGAAAUCUAUGAAGAUGCUGUUGUUCAAGGGAACCAUAUUAGUUGGCCACAGUUUAAAUAAUGACCUGAAAGCCCUGAAGUUGGAUCAUGCUAGAGUGAUUGACACCGCACUUAUCUUUAAAUAUUCGGAUGGAUCUAUCAAUAGAAGACCAUCUUUGAAUAACUUGUGCAAGUCUGUGUUGGGCUAUGAAGUUCGGAAGAAGGGUGCUCCACACAAUUGUCUAGAUGAUGCCUGUGCUGCAAUGAAACUUGUUCUUGCUAAGAUAGAUCAUGGUGUUGAUAAGCCUAUUCCACUGGUUCAAGAGGAUGUACCUGAAUCUGAAAUGGCAAAGCUACUUCUCCACAGGAUACCAAACAAUGUGCCUUCUGAAGAGUUGCAUAAAGUCAUUCCUGCAGAUUUUACCAUUGAACUCAAGCCAUCUAGGAAAGUGAAGGGAGACAAAUAUUCUGCAUUUGCUGUAUUCAAGAAUCCGCAAGAGGCAUAUCAAGCAUAUGAUACUGUCAAAGGCAGCCAAGAAAAGGACUCAUUGGGGAGGCCUCAGAAACUUGUCGAACUUAAGCUCACAACAGGCAUGGUUACUAGUCUAUAUGUCCGUAAAAUGGCCCAUGAUGAUUCCCUUGGCCAAAUAUCAUUCAAGAAGAGAGCUUUCCAAGCUGAGGAAACCCCAGGUGCAUCCAAGAUGCUAAAGACAAAUCCGAAAACCGAAGAGGAUUCUUCAAAUCAGUACUGUGAUGACCUGGCACGUAUUGAAAGAAAGAAACAAGAACUUAGUAAAAUAGAGAGAGGGGAUCCAAAUCACAGUUGUGAUCACUUGAAAGAGAUUGAAAGAUUGAAGCAAGAAUUGAUUGAAAGGGAUGUUCGACUCACCGAUCAGGAUAAGAUAAUAACCGAUCUUAGAAAAAGACUGAACUCAAGACAUGGUAAACGUCGCCCUAAAGUAUAGGGGUAGAAUAUCCGAGUUGGAAGUAUGCAGUGAAGAAAGAGAUCACCAGGCCAGAGACGUGAAGCCUUCUCUCUUCUGCAGAUUUUUGUAUGGUAAAUUAUAUUCACAUGGGGGAACGAGCAGGAGAAAUCAAAGUGCCAAACAAAAGGAUUUUGCAUUGUUUUGUAGCAAUAGAAAAGACAUUGAUAGCAUGGAGUAGUCGGUCCCCUGCUUUCUUCCAAGUGCAAGUUAUUUUUCUUUCCUGUUUUUGAGCAAAUUACCUUUUAAAUUACAUUAUAAUUUAAACUCACUAUUGUUUGAUUCUC
This is a messenger RNA of Carya illinoinensis, 2102 nucleotides long. RefSeq names its product small RNA degrading nuclease 1-like. The transcript is spliced from 13 exons. Gene Ontology annotation, molecular function: exonuclease activity; nucleic acid binding. Gene Ontology annotation, cellular component: nucleus. The record is from RefSeq and is a predicted model, not a curated record. The coding region runs from base 139 to 1797 and encodes 552 amino acids. Lineage: Eukaryota; Viridiplantae; Streptophyta; Magnoliopsida; Fagales; Juglandaceae.